UUAGAGGUUGGUAGACAGAGAGAUGCAGUGCCACAGUGAGUGUGUCUGCGAGGCGGAUUGCUGCGCAAUUCUUCAUCCUCUUAUCAGGCACCAUGAUGUGUUGUGGCACCACGAUGUACAGAUUCACUGCAAGAGCAGGGAAUGCAGGUAAAAGUUCACCUUGAGCUGAAGUCCACCAGCGACUCUCUGGACCUUUUGGGAUUACAAUAAACGCGCAUUGGUAAUUCAAGCAAGAACAGCUGAGAUUUGGAUCUGACAACCUGACAAACCUGAAGUGGCUCAAGAAUACCGUCUAACUUUUCUGACUUAAACUGAAACACCUGACCAAAAGGAUCUACGACACCAGAUCCAGAAUUCAAACAGGUUCUUGGUUUGGCUGAAACUUGGUGAAUUCUGAAACCAUUCAGGUACAAGUUUGUGGCAUCCCUAGUUUACACUGGAGGCCCGCAAAGCCGCCACCAAGCCGGUCCUGGAGCCCAGGAACCCUGGAGCAAGCCUGACCUUGGACCGGCUCUCAUCAGAACCCCUGUUGGCACCAGCAGAAACGUCCAGUAUGUCUCAGACCGGAGGACGGAUCCACAGCAAAAAGGCUGGCAUCCGGGCCGCCGUCAUCUUGAUCGGACUCCUGCACAAGUCUCGCAAAGCCAAGGAGAAGGAGAGAGAGAGAGAGGAGAGUGAAGGGAAACAGGAGCAGCUGAACAUCUCCACUGUCCCUCUGGGAGAAUGUCCCCCCUCACCACCCCGCACUGCACCGCCCACCAUGAAGUCUGCGGAGUUCUUUGAUAUGCUGGAGAGAAUGCAGAUCCCUAAAGCUGAAGAGACCAAAAAAUGGAAGGAUGAUUAUAUCCCCUACCCACGGAUAGAAGCCAUCCUGGAGAAGGGUGGUCCGUACCCCCAGGUAAUCCUACCACAGUUUGGGGGUUACUGGAUCGAGGAUGUGGAGGCACAAGCAGGGACCCCCUCCUCCUCGGAGUCUAGUUUCUGUGAGGAGGAGGACAGAGAAGAUGGCAUGAGCCCUGGUGGGGGGCAUAGUUACCGCCUGGAGUGUAACAGCACAGCCCGUGCCUACCGCAAACACUUCUUAGGCCAGGAACACAUGAACUACUACUGCACAGGCAGCAGCAUAGGGAACCUCAUCAUGUCCCUGAAACACGAGGAGGCAGAGGGACAGGAGUUCCUACGCAUCAUGCUCAGGUCGAGGACCAAAUCAGUCCAUGACAGGAUCUCUUUAGCAGGCAUCAACCAGCUGCCCAGUGUGCCUCAGAUUGCCAAGCUUCUGUGUGAAGAUGCCACAGGGCUGAAGUUCAACCCGGCCCUUUACCCUCGGGGAUCCCAGUUGAUUGUGGCUUUUGACGAACAUGAGGUGAACAACACCUUCAAAUUUGGAGUCAUCUACCAGAAGUUUGGGCAGACGUCAGAGGAAGAGUUGUUUGGGAACAACGAGGAGACACCAGCGUUCAAGGAGUUACUCAGUAUCCUUGGCGACAACAUUGAUCUUCAGGACUUUAAAGGGUUUCGCGGUGGGCUGGAUGUGUCCCACGGACAGACGGGGUCUGAAUCUGUUUUCACCAUCUUCAGACAGAGAGAGAUUAUGUUCCACGUGUCAACCAAGCUUCCCUUCACCGAGGGAGACGUCCAGCAGCUCCAGAGGAAAAGGCACAUAGGAAAUGACAUCGUGGCCGCAGUCUUCCAGGAAGAGCCCACACCUUUUGUGCCAGACAUGAUUGCCUCCAACUUCCUGCAUGCCUAUGUGCUGGUGCAGGUUGAGAAUCCGUGUACAGAGCACACAACAUACAAGGUGUCUGUGACAGCGAGGGAGGACGUGCCUCCUUUUGGACCCCCUCUCCCGAACCCAGCUGUCUUCAAGAAGGGUCCUGAGUUCCGUGACUUCCUGCUGACAAAGCUGAUAAAUGCUGAAAACGCCUGCUACAAAUCCGACAAAUUCGCCAAACUAGAGGGGCGAACGCGAGCUGCGCUGCUGGACAACCUCCACGAUGAGCUGCACAGGCAGAGCCAGGCCACGCUGGGCCUGGGCCAGGCGGGAGAGGAGGACAAGCUGGAGAACGGGGGACAUGGGGGUCUGCUGGAGUCCUUCAAGAGAGCCAUGCGUGUCAGGAGCCACUCCAUGGAGACCAUGGUGGGGUCUCACCGCCAUCGGAGCCCUGGGGUAGGAGGCGGGGUCCCAGCCAGUCUGAGCGGCGGCGGUCUGCCGCAGAGCACCAGCGAAUGCACAAAGAGCACUUUCACUCCUCCGGUGUUGUCUGGCAAGUCUCCACUGAAGAGCCCGGUGAAACGGCGCUCAGGCCUCUUCCCUCGUCUGCACUCCAGCACAGAAACCCCCUCGGACAAACAUGCACGCGGUGAUCAAAAGCCUGCAGAGUUUUGCCCGCUGUCCCAAGAAGUGAGGUCAGAGACGUCAUCCAAUCCCAGCUCUCCUGAGAUAUGCCCCAACAAAGAGAGGCCCUUCAUCAAGCUGAAGGAGUGCAGCGGCGGCAGGCCCAACAUAUCUCGCUCUUCAUCCAGCACCAGCAGCUUCAGCAGCACCACAGGAGAAACAGAGACUCUGGAGGAAUUGGACACAGGUAGUCACCCCUCGACAGCUGCCUCCUCUGCUUUCAGCCCCUCUCUCAGUGUCGACAGCCAGGGAUCAGGCACCCCUGUCAUCAUGUGCCGCAGUCCAACAGCUGCAGCUGAUGGAAAAAACAAGACGUCACCGAGGUCAAACUUGAAGUUCCGCUUUGACAAAAUGAGCCACUCAUCUACAGCUUCCGAGUAGCAUCGCGGAACGGAAACAAACAGACUUGCACAACAAAGGGACAACACAGGCUGAUGGAGCUGCAAAAAUAAUAAUAAUCAUUUUCUAGAAAAUUGUAGAAAUCACCACCGCAACAACAUAAUCACUGUAGAUGCCUAAAGCCAAGGAUAAUCUGACAUUACUCCCAAAUGCAACAAUACUGUGAGUGUACAGGGAGGAGGAACAGCUGAUUUAUUUUUCACCCAAUUUUAGCUACUGAAAUUAGUCGAUGUUACAAGUCGGUGUAUCUUAGUUCCUAUUCGCUCCCCUCGUCUUAAAAGUCCCGGCAUGGCUGUAAUACUGUGAGCGUAGGCUGAGCUCCACUGUGCCUCAGCUUCUUCUCAAUCAUCUUAUUUGAUAGAAAGAUACAGAGAUCUGAACGUGAGACGUUAUGGCCGAACUGUUACUCUGUAUCCAGUGAACUGCUCAGAGGUUGAGAGGAUGUCUCAACAAGAUGUUGCUUUUGCCUUUGGCCUCGAAUGGUACUUCUGGCUUCAGUUCCUCUUUUGCCACACAGCAUAAACACACGGCACACUGCACACACACACACACACACACACACACACACACUGCACACACACAACCAAACACUCAGGCUACAUUGCCACUACGUUUUCAUUUGAAACUGCAUCAUCUCUGCUACAGAUAAGUCUGGUGUCCAGAGAGUUUUCAAAUACAGAAAACGCUGCUGACCCGGUUUCAGUUUUAAAACUCCGGGGCUGCGCUUUGGCCUUGACAGAAAUGGGGAUGUUUAGAAACCAUGACGUAGACACUCACACUUGCAGAUUCAGUCUUUUGUGUCUUUUCUAAUGUAGCUUUCACUGAUCAUCAGGCUCCUAUCAAAUUACACUCUUCUGUUAGACAGAAAAUGGCAGAAGCCACAGCUACCAGUGAAUAACACAACAUAGAUCAUUAAAUAUGUUGCUGACCCUUGCAAACAGCUGUUGUGCAGUUAAAUUCUGCAUUUUGCAAUGAUACAACUGCUAUCAUGUGUAGGAGACAAGAUAUCAUUCAAGCAAUCUCGGACUAUUCGGCUUGCAAAUGCACAUGGUCCGUGACUGGCAACAUACAUUUUCAAUAAGCGUAAUGCGCCUUCAGGCAAGUUAGGGCCCGAUCAGACAAAAAUGAUACAGAGCUAAAACGCUCAUGUGAACAGCGAUUGUUUUAAAUUGAAAACGUAUUUUAAAUGUAGUCUCACAGUAGCAUAGCAUUGGAGGUGGCAACACUGGGAGUCUUAAUCUCCUCUAUAGGAUCUGAACUUCUUCUUUGCAUAUAAAAAUGCUUUUGUAGGGAACAUCUUACAUUUAAAACAAAAAAAAAGCUUUUCUAACCUUGCUAGCUGCUGCAUUGUGUCUACUGCGCUGUAAACACAACGCCGCUGAAAGUGACUCGAUACUUUGACGGCGACUCUAUGUGGGUGUGUAAGGUUAACUUGACAUCCCUGACCUGAAGUGCUAGGUUAGUGGACAUGAGAUCACACGAGGUACAAUAAGAGACACUGCCAACACAUUAUAUGCCAUAAGCUUUUGUUUAGCCAAAGCUGCGCCUUACAAUCUAUCAAAAGCCCUUUUCACCACUGAUACGCUCUCUCUUCUUCUCUCUCUCUCUCUCUCUCUCACCAUGUGAGAGGACGAGAAUCUUCUGCAACUGGUUACAGCACAGACUAGUGGUUAACCGAUCGAUGCCCAUAUUUGCUGAAAACAGACGUUGCACUUAACUGAAAUCCUUUCACCUUCUGAUAUCUCUCAUUGAAGCUUGCUAUAGCUCGCUGUACCUGUGUUAAUGUUUGGUGUAACUCACGAACAGGAAGGUCUCCAACGUUUUUAAGGUUUCCCCAGCAUGUGCACUGAGGAUGAUGAUGAUGAUGAUGAGAAGGAGGAUGACUUGAAAAUUAUGCUUCAGGUUCAAAUUAACCUUUGAAACAAUUUUGGCAAAACAUGCUGAAUGUGAAUUUGGAGCUUUUUUUGUAAUUACACUUGUAUUUUUUGUAAGUUGUCCUUCAGAAGUAAAUUGCAAAGUCAAGUUGGAAGCACAACGGGACGAUAUGUAUACUUUAAUCCUCAACUAUACCAUAGGAUUAGCUUGGAGCUGCACAUACUGGAGCUCGCAGGACGAAGUUGGAGCGUGUAAAUCAAGAAAAAGCUGUGAGAGACUUAAAUGUGUUUCCUAUGUGACAAAACUGAGAUAAAAGUUUGUGAAGUUCUAUCUCAUUAAAACACAGAAGGUGAUGAAGGCUCAGGUCUCCCAAAUUACAAAGCCACUGUAAUUCAGGCAAAACGUGCCAGGAAGCUGUUCUCAAGGAAGCUGCUCCUUUCAGAUGUGUGGGGGGGAAGCUGACGUGAUGACUAAAUAAACCAAUAGACACAGAAGGCUUAUCAGUUAGUGUAGACCAUUGAUUACCUCGAGUGAAGGAAGCAGGAACAGAAACUGUCUGGUCAUUUAGUUUGUAGCAGGUAAUGCCUAAAUGCCCCUGCAGCCUUUUCUCUGUAAAUAGGCUUAAUUUAUUAAAAAUAUUUUUUUUUGCAUUGAUGUCCUGUAAAAAUAUAAGUGCAGAGUACGCUUAUUAAUAAGGUUAAAAUAAUAAAAGGAAAUCUAUUAAUUUAAAAGAUGUCUAAACAUGUAUGUAUAUUUGGUUAUGUAACGUGCCAUUGAGAAUUUAUUCUAAAAUAAAAUGUUGUAUUUUGUGUCA
Messenger RNA from Platichthys flesus (European flounder), 5483 nucleotides. It is a transcript of the gene rap1gap2a, whose product is annotated as RAP1 GTPase activating protein 2a. Gene Ontology annotation, molecular function: GTPase activator activity. Bases 554 to 2776 code for a protein of 740 amino acids. Gene Ontology annotation, cellular component: cytoplasm; plasma membrane. The record is from RefSeq and is a predicted model, not a curated record. Gene Ontology annotation, biological process: activation of GTPase activity; regulation of small GTPase mediated signal transduction. NCBI's taxonomy places the organism in Eukaryota, Metazoa, Chordata, Actinopteri, Pleuronectiformes, Pleuronectidae. The transcript is spliced from 23 exons.